AUAUAUACGUAUGCCUGUAACUCAGUUUAAACCUCUGGGGUUUAAGCUCGAGUCCACAAGGGAUUUCUUCUUUAAGGCUCCAGCCAAGGGAGGAAAUGGAAUCAGAAGGCCAGCCUUCACGAGGUGACUGCUUUGGAAGCAAUGACACAGAGAGGAAGGUGGCCCAGCUGAGGGCCAUAGUGGAGGAACAAGACCCUGCUGCCAAGGAGUUGGACAAUUUAACUCUCAGAAGGUUUUUACUAGCACGCGAUCUUGAUGUCAGGAAGGCUUCCACCUUCCUCCUGAAACACCUGAAAUGGAGGCAAUCGAUGGUUCCAAAUGGUUUCAUCUUAGAAGCAGAGAUCCAAUAUGAGCUUUCCCAGAAGAAGGCAUUUGCUCAGGGAUUCGACAAGAUGGGGCGCCCUAUAGCAGUUAUCAUUAAUGCUAGACAUAAUGCCUCUAAAAGAAAUAUGCAUGAGUUUAAGCGUUUUGUUGUGUAUGUUAUGGACAAGCUAUGUGCAAGGAUGGCAGGAGGUCAGGAGAAGUUCUGCAUCAUUGGAGAUUUUCAGGGCUUUGGAUUCUCGAAUUGCGACAUUCAGGGGUUCUUUGCAGCUCUAGAAAUCUUUCAGAACAACUACCCAGAAAGGCUUGGCAAGGCGCUUAUGAUCCAUGUGCCAUAUAUAUUCAUGAAGGCAUGGAAGAUAAUAUACCCAUUUAUUGACAGCAAUACCAAAAAUAAGUAUGUUUUUGUUGAUGAGAAGAAUACGAAGGACAAACUGCUGGAAGAGAUCCACGAGAGCCAGCUUCCAGAGAUAUAUGGUGGGAAGCUGCCACUGAUUCCCAUCGAACAGUCCAUCUAGUUUACUUAUUCCCUGUAGUUGGUCUCCAAUUCUAGAUGAAAUGUAGCAAAUAAAAGAGUUUUCUUGUAUCAAAAGCUUUAGUUUAUGCUCUUAAGAUGUUGGCUCAUGCAUAUAGAAGUAAUGAAAUAUGAAGAAGAUUCUACA
Molecule: messenger RNA, 983 nt
Organism: Phoenix dactylifera (date palm)
Lineage: Eukaryota; Viridiplantae; Streptophyta; Magnoliopsida; Arecales; Arecaceae
Source: RefSeq, a predicted model, not a curated record